GGCUAAUUCAUGAAUUCGGGAGACUGGAGGUUAACCAAACUUUUAUAAAGAACAACGCAAGAACAAUCAUCCAUACCCUCCACAAUUUACAACUCCCAAAGUCUCCUUUGAACUGGCUACCAUUAUAAUCAUGGGCAGAAUAAAAUCAAAACCGAUUGACACCAGCAAGCUUCAACCCAUAAAUGGAGCCACCACAACUUCUUCUGGUAAUUUCGUGCGUCUUGAUGUCGCGGACGAUCGUGUGAUCAGGUGUACUACACAACCUCCACUCCUCACCUUCAAUAAUAGCAGUGUUAUAAGCAGCAUCCACGAAGUUCAUAGAAGAGUUGAACAUACCGAAUGCAUCGAUUUUAGAUCGACAUGGGUCUCACAAUGUUUGCUUCAAGAGGAAGAAGAAUGGAUUGCCAGCCAGUAUGGGCAUGAAGUCGGAAACGGACAACUGAUGAUGAAACGAACGGCUGGAAAGAAUAAAGCUCAUGCACAACAGGGCGAAAUAAUCGGAAAGUACAUGGAACCAAGCGACGCGAUCAAUCCAGACCCCAAGCACGUCACGAAUGCGAUUGCCAAUUUCCCAAAGCAAGUAGAGUCCCCACCAGUUGUUGAUACUAUAAAUCGGCUUGCAGGUCAAAUGGAAGGGAAGAGGAUUAACGGUCGCAUGUCUCUUCCUGAUUAUUGGAGGGAGGAUUCUCAUAACGACACUGUGCCAAGAGGCAGAUCUGGAAGCCUUUCAACGAUCAUUGACGUCGAUGUGGACGAUCUUGAGGUCCGCGAACCAUCCUCCUCGGGAGGAAGUGAACAUUAUAUUGCUCCUUCUCACGGACCGCACGUACAUGCACCACCACCUCGAGUAACCUUAGCGGUAACAACUACAUCGGUCCGCGCUUGCGUCACCUGUUAUGAAAGACACGUUGGGUGUGACAGAAUUUUGCCCAGAUGCUCCGCUUGUGUGACGAGUAAUGCAAACUGCGUCUAUCCCGAUGUAAGUCCCCCGGGUUAAAUCAUCAUGAUUUGACAGCUGAUAUAUUCUUUGAAGGUUACUGUUAAAGUAUCUCCAAAGAAGCAGAAGAAGUGGUAAUAAAACAUGUUUGCAUCCUGAUAGGCAUUAAAGUGGCUUUUAUGUAAAGGAUAUCCGCGGAUAUUAGGGUUGCUUGUAAGAUGUAUGAAUUUUAGAUCAUGGCGGCGAUGUUAAAUUGUACACAGUCUGAAGGAAAAGAGUUGAUGUCACAAGGGGAUAACCGUCAUGACAUGCAGUGCAACGACUACUUUGUGAGCAAAGGAUAUAACCAGCAGCAUGCACAUAUGAUAGCUAACGUUCAAAGUGACUGUUAGCUUUCAUCACACCAUUAGGACACUUAGAUGUCUCCUGUAAUGGAGCCAAAGGAAGACCAUGUAUUAGCUGUUAAGACCCCAAGGGCAAGAGCUUGCCUAUGAACUGGCAUGAAUCUGAAGCGAGUUGGAACCUAGUAAAUGUACCGCUCAUACGACCCCCAAGUUUAGAUAGUGGUAUGAGAUGAAGUCCAGCCUGCUGCUCAUAAAUGUAAUUGAACCUGGAUAGAGUGACAUAUCGAAGUGAGAUGAGGUGAA
This is a messenger RNA of Sclerotinia trifoliorum, 1584 nucleotides long. The record is from the annotation of a GenBank genome assembly. Lineage: Eukaryota; Fungi; Ascomycota; Leotiomycetes; Helotiales; Sclerotiniaceae.